This is a messenger RNA of Loxodonta africana (African savanna elephant), 4802 nucleotides long. It is a transcript of the gene CNTROB, whose product is annotated as centrobin, centriole duplication and spindle assembly protein. NCBI's taxonomy places the organism in Eukaryota, Metazoa, Chordata, Mammalia, Proboscidea, Elephantidae. The record is from RefSeq and is a predicted model, not a curated record. The coding region runs from base 802 to 3501 and encodes 899 amino acids. The transcript is spliced from 19 exons. Gene Ontology annotation, cellular component: centrosome; centriole. Gene Ontology annotation, biological process: centriole replication; mitotic cytokinetic process; regulation of cilium assembly.
AACGGUUUUGAGGGGACAGCGCGAGGGGACUGGCUGGCGGCUAGGUUUUCCCGAACUGGGGCAAUUCCCUGUCCCCUCCUUGGCAAAUCGGGGGUGAAGGGGGAACUGGGGGUGUGGAGAUCGUUCGAGGUUAGAGGAUUUCAGACUAGAUUUGAGGGCGGCGUUCGUUUUGGAGACGUCUGAGGGCGGUGAGGGUUCAGACGAUUUCUUUGUGGGUGGCGGGGAGAAAGCCCUGUUUUGGUUCUUUCGCCAGGAGGGGUAGGAGGGAGUAUGCAAGAGAGUUGAUCCUAGGUAGAACUGGGUGAAGGAGCGCGCCGCUCCAGCCUGUCUCAGAGUAGAGCCAGUUGGGGGGCAAAUAAGGCAGCUAGACAGAAACUAGGCCCCUGCUGGAGUUGGGUCCGUUUCACUUGGCACGUUCUGGGUGUAAGAAUUAAAGAGCUCAGUUGACGAUGGAUAGAUAGCCUGUACCGAGGUUUGUCUCCCUGAAGCUUCCACCACUCCUAGUUGGGAAGAGGUGCUGUUGCCGGUCUUCUGUCCUCACCUCCUCCGUUCUGCAUCCUCCAACUCCCCUUCCCAAAACGUAUGAAAAGGAAUGCUUUUGCCCUCUCUCAUGGCCUCUGGAAUCCUUGGAAACCUUUCCUUUAACCAUAAACUCUCCAUACCCUUGAAUCACCAAGGAUCCUUGUCUUGCACUCUUUCAUUCUCCCAAAUCUUCCUUCUUGUGCUUUACCCCGGCUCUCCUAAAGCAGAACCAGGGGUUCCCAGCUCUUUGCUGUCUCCAGUUAUCUCUUCCCUGUACUCAUGGCGACAUCAGCUCCCAGCCCCAGUUCACCUCUCCAUUCUGAGGAUCUCCUGAGUGAUUCAUCAGACCCCCCUGUACUGAACCAAGCGUCCUCUGAGGUGACCUCCCAGCUCUAUGCGUCUUUGCGCCUCAGCAGGCAGGCAGAGGCCACCGCCCGAGCCCAGCUAUAUUUACCUUCCACCUCCCCACCUCCUCAUGAGGUGUUAGGGGGCUUGGCCCAAGAGCUGAAUCGAAGCUUGUCAGUCGGAUUGGAGAACAACUUGAAGAAAAAGGAUGGUUCCAGGCAUAUCUUUGAGAUGGAAAAUGUCCGGGGUCAACUCCAGAGCAUGCUCCAAACCUCACGUGAUACGGCCUAUCGGGACUCCUUUACUCCGCGUGCUGGCUCCGAGAGGCGGGAAGAGGACUCUUUUGACAGUGACAGCACAGCCACCUUACUCAACACCCGGCCUCUGCAAGAGUUAUCUCCAUCUAGCUCAGCCCAAGCGCUAGAGGAGUUGUUUCCCCGCUACACCAGCCUUCGGCCAGGGCCCCCACUCAAUCCUCCGGAUUUUCAGGGCCUGAGAGAUGCGUUGGAUUCAGAGAAUACCCGCCGCAAGCAUUGUGAGCGCCAUAUUCAGAACCUGCAGACCCGUGUGCUAGAGCUACAGCAGCAGUUAGCCGUGGCUAUAGCUGCUGACCGCAAGAAAGACAUCAUGAUUGAACAACUGGACAAGACCCUGGCCCGCGUGGUGGAGGGCUGGAACCGGCAUGAAGCUGAGCGGACAGAAGUGCUUCGGGGACUUCAGGAGGAACGCCAGGCAGCUGAACUCACCAGAAGCAAGCAGCAGGAGACAGUAACCCGCCUGGAACAAAGCCUUUCUGAAGCCAUGGAGGCCCUGACUCGUGAGCAGGAAGGUGCCAGACUGCAGCAACGGGAAAGAGAGACACUGGAAGAGGAAAGGCAAGCCCUGACUUUGAGCUUGGAGCUAGAACAGCAGCGGUGCCGGUCCCUGCAGGAAGAACGGGAUGAGGCUCGGGCGGGUCAGCUCACUGACCAUCGACAGUUGGAGAUGCUUCAGGCUGCCCUAGAAGUAGAGCGACAGACGCGAGCCCAGCAAGAGCUUCAGCUUAAGGAACGCUACCAGGCGCUGCAAGAGGAGGGCCAGGCCCAGCUGGAAAGGGAGAAGGGAAACACCCAGAGGGAAGCCCAGGUAGCCCGGGAAGCCCAGCAGCAGUUGGCCUUGGUGCAGUCUGAGAUGCGGCGCUUGGAGGGAGAGCUGGACACAGCUCGGAGAGAGCGAGAUGCCCUGCAGCUGGAAAUGAGCUUGGUGCAGGCUCGGUAUGAAAGCCAGCGGAUCCAGAUGGAGUCAGAGCUGGCCGUGCAGCUGGAGCAGCGGGUGACAGAGCGGCUGGCACAGGCUCAGGAGAGCAGCCUCCGGCAAGCAGCCUCCCUGAGGGAACAUCACAGGAAGCAGCUGCAGGAGCUAAGUGAACAGCACCAGCAGGAACUGUCCACUCAGUUGACUCAGUACAAGGUGGAGAUGGCAGAACGGGAGGAACGGCAGCAGCAGGUGGCUCAGGACUAUGAGCUCAGACUGGCCCGAGAGCAAGCACGAGUGCGGGACCUGCAGAGUGGGAACCAACAGCUGGAGGAACAGCGGGUGGAGCUGAUAGAACGACUCCAAGCCAUGCUACAGGCGCACUGGGAUGAGGCCAACCAACUGCUUAACGCCACUCACCCACCUCCAAACGCCCCGGUCCCUACCACUGGUCCCUCCAGCCCUGGGCCUCAGGAACCAGAGAAGGGGGAGAGGAGGAUCUGGACUAUGCCUCCUGUGGCUGUGGCCCUGAAGCCUGUAUUGCAGCAGAGCCGGGAAACAAGGGAUGAGCUACCUAGGGUGCCUCCUAUUCUCUGCAGCCCCUCCCCAGAUCUUAGCCUCCUGCUGGGUCCCAGUUUCCAAAGUCAGCAUUCCUUCCAGCCCCUGGAACCAAAGCCAGAUCUUACUCCAUCCACAGCUGGGGCCUUCGAUCAUGAUCACAGGGCAGAACGGCCAUUCCCUGAAGAAGAGCCUGGAACCGAUGGGGAUGGCUUCCUAAAGCAAGGACUGCCACCCCCUUCUCAGCUGGAUGGCCUCAAGCAUUUUUUGCACCAGCUGCUGGAGACAGUACCUCAGAACAGUGAGAACCCCUCUGUUGACUUGUUGCCCCCUAAGUCUGGUUCUCUGUCUGUCCCAUCUUGGGAGGAAGCCCCUCAGAUGCCACGCCUUCCACCCCCUGUCCAUAAAACUAAAGUUCCCUUGGCCAUGGCGUCUAGUCUUUUCCGGGUUUCUGAGCUUCCUUCAACCCAUUCACAAGGCAGUGGUCCCAGCGGUGGCUCUCCAGAGAGAGGUGGAGAUGGGCUGCCGUCCCCAAGGCAGCUGAUGGAGAUAUCUCAACUGUUGCGACUAUACCAAGCUCGGGGGUGGGGGACACUGCCUGCUGAGGGUCUGCUGCACUACCUGAAGAGGCUGGAACACAGCGGGGCUGAUGGCCAAGUGGAUAAUGUUCCCCGAAGGAACACAGACUCCCGCUUGGGCGAGAUCCCCCGGAAAGAGAUUCCCUCCCAGGCUGUCCCUCGCCGCCUUCCUACAGUCCCUAAGACUGAAAAACCUCCAGGACGGAAGAAAAGUGGGCACCCUGCCCCUACUAGCGUGAGGAGUCGGGGAGGAAUCUGGAGAUAGCCCCUUGCCCUUUCUUCUCUUCUCUGUUCUAUUAUUAUUUUAAUAAAUGCUUGUUGGUCUGUAUUAGAGUCUCUGACGCAUGGGAAUUUGGAAAAUGGAAAUUUUGUAGGAAACUGCUUUGUAAAGAAAUUUCUGUAUGAGUAUGUUUUUGUAUGUUUUAUUCUGUGGGAAUAGACUUGAAUGCUUUGAAAGAAGGCACUCUGUGUUGUUGACUAGGCUGUAGGUGGUUUGGUAGGCUCAGGCUUCAUGUGUAAAGAGUAAAGCCUAUAGCGUGAUUAACUCUGGCUGGUGUGGAAUUAUGAGUGUAUUUAUUUUCUUUUUUAUAUACUUCUAUAUUUUUCGAGUGUUCUAAAAUGAGCAUGUAUUAUUUUAAUAAUCAGAAAGAAGAAACUUAAUAAAAGGAUAUGUUAUUGUAUAAAAUUUUGAGUAAAAUCUUGAUUGUUGGGGAGAGAGUUUUCUCUUUGGAGAGCAGAUAAUUCUUUCAGUCACACUCAGCAGACUCUGAUUUACAGAUUCUGCCACAGCCAGCAGACAUGUUAUGGCUGUAAUCUUCACUCUCUUCUGGCUUUAAACAUGUGACAAAAACUAGGGUGCUGGUGAGAAAUAAGAGCCAUGUUUACAAAACUUCCACCCUAGUGCUCACCAAAAUGAACAAAUAUUAGAGGAGAAAAGGACAUCCUCAUGAAACUGAGAAAGGCCCCAACCUCAUAGUACACACACUGAGAAGCAAAGGGUAGAAUUUAAGAGAAACUGAAAGACGGCGCCUUGGGACCCACACACAGUCCUCCAGCUUGUGAGGUGGUGAUGGUAAAGACAGUUCGGAAGGGCUUGUCCUAGAUGGGUGUUUAAGGGACAGAGCGCAUUGGAUUCUGUGAGGAGGGGGAGGCCCUUCUAUUUGAUCCUAAUUAUUUGAUGAGAUCCAGAAUAGACCUGGAUAGGAUAUAGACUUACCCACAAUGUUGUAUAUUAAUAAACUUUUAGCACUUAUUCACUCCCACCUAAAAGUACCUUUUUAGCCCCCAGGGGAAGGGAAAAGGAAAAAAAGAUAGACUUAUGAUCAGCAAUUGUGAGGGUUUUCCUGGCCCAACUAUGUCCAGGAAAACUUGGUCAUCAGUUUUGCUUAGGAUUGUGCUGUCUGGCAAGUAUAAGCAAAGAAGCAAAAGGCAAACUGCUGCAGGAAUAGCUCUGGGCUUGGUGGACUCUUCGAGCCCUGUUUACCCACCUAUGGAAAUUUUAGCUUUUCUGUUUUUACUUCAAGUGCAUAAAAUUGAUUUGACCAAACCCUUCCAGUUUAUGACACA